AGAUUUGACGCGAUAAGUUAUUAGAGCAGUGAAUGCUGCGGCUUCCGUCGCGCACGAGCGUUCAGCGGUUUCCACUGGCAACCGGACCCGCGCUCACAAGAACGGCCGCUCGUGCAUGGGGAACAUCCCGGGCCGAUAAGACACGGCGAGGCAGAUCAACAAAAACUCCGCGCCAGCUUUUGUCGUAGCAGCGCGCGCACCGGUUGCCCCGGCAACUGCUAAGCGGGCGCUAUUGAGUUACAGAAAAAGGGGCCCGGGUUGUCUGCAGUCCGAUGGCCCGCACAAAACCGAGCCGGAACCGACUGGUACCUCUGGAGGGGACCGGGUUUUCACAAUUCACACACUUAAGGUCGAUUUUACUGGAAUUUUUGCUGGAUUCAGCCGCAGCAGCUUACAGCAAUAUCUAGUCCAGUUGAAGAAGAAGAGGAAGAGUAGAUCAAGUGGCUUUGCUGCGUGAUCAUGACUGCUCUAGUUCGACCGUCAGUAAACGUUUCAGAGCUGUGUGUGAAUGGAGACAAGUUCCUUGAGGCUGGAGAGCUGGAACGGGCCACCUCUCUCUACACGUCUGCCUUCAGGACUCACGCUGCCUCCACUGUUUCCCACAUGAGGAAACUGGACAAGUCCAGCCUGGGCGGGGUGAUCGCUACUCUAGAACUUUGGCUCGACAGUCACGAGGAGAACCAGCCUACCCAGGGUCUUAACAAAGGCCUGGCUGCCGUGUUUCUGUCCACGCUCUGUCCCAACAACCUGUCAGCCACUAUUUUCAAAAUGGAGUCUCUCCUUCAGAGUGGUGGGCAUGGCUGUGAGGAGAUUUUUGCUCGCUGCACUGCUUUACUCGAAGGAAAGCGAAACCCUCCCCCAGAAGGUUCAGCCCGUGUGGUUUUGGAGAUAACUCGUGCUCUGGCCUGCUUGCUCACUGAGCCUCAGGGCGUCAGAGGCCUGAAGCUUUACCUCAAAGCCUACCUGCAUAACAAAUGUGAAACUGUGGCAUUGGUAAAGAGCAGACAAAACCACCACCUCCGGAGAAUAGCAAAGGCCUUUAUAGACCAAGUGCUGCUCAUGCAUCCCUCUCUGACGUUUGACAGCAAGUGGGCAUCGACAACAAAAGAGAGCGAGAAGCUCGAUGAGCAGGCUUGUCCGGCAGUUAUUGAGUUUUUGUUGCAUAUCUCCCCAAACAACAGCGAAGUGCAGGAGCUUCAAGCAGCCUAUUUGUUUUUGACAGGCAAGUUUGGGGAAAGCGCAGAAGUCUACUCUGGUCUGCUGCGUCGCCAUCAUUAUCAGAAGAUGUCAGAAAGUAGAACAGAUCGGUCGUUCCGAGACGCCCCUGAGAGGAGAGCUCGACUUCUAACCGGUCGAGCGGCUGCGUCUUUUCUAGCAGGUGGAAGGACGGCGGAGGCGUGUCGAGAUUUGGGGGAGGCAUUCGAGGUCCACCCUGCCACUGCGCGAGUUUGUUUCCAAAAGCUCUUCACCGAUCAUGGUACAGGAGUGACCGCUCACAGCCAGCUCCGUCAGCAGGCAGAGAGGGGCCUGUGCGCUUACAAAGAGAGGGUCCUCGGCCGCUCAGACCUACGGUCCACCGAGGGCGUCGAACUCCUGGACCCUGUGAUCGCCCAGUUCCGAACUCUGUGCCAUUUGGAGGCCGACGGGGGAGGCAGAGAGCUGCGGGUGCGACUGGCCGACUGUCUCCUCCUCAGAGGGGAGCACAAGGAGGCGCUCUCCAUCUGUAGCCAGCUAGCCGCUGCAAAAGGCCAGCAGAGCUACCAGAACACCGUGCAGGUUCUUCGCGGGUAUGCGCGACUCCUGUCGGACGACCACGAUGGGGCGCUGGAGGACUUCCAGGCCGUGAUCGCACACAGCGCCCCCCACCCGUCUAGCUGUGUGCGAGCGCUCUGUGGCAGAGGGCUCUUGCGCAUGAUCGGGGGCCGUAGCUACCUCACUGCUUUGGACUAUGUGACAGCCAGCAGGUUGCAUCCUCAGGAAACAGCCCUGACUGUUCACUGCUUGGUGCCGUGGAACUACAGAGGGCUGCUGUUGACUGUGUUACUAGAGCAAGGACGAGUUAUGUUGGAGGGGAGCGGAGAGCACAAGUCCAAGUCCAGACCCGGCGCCGACUCCAAGCAAACCCAAGAGGAGAAUCAGCUGCAGGCCUCGUCGAAAAAAGACCAACACAAAUCAGAGACUCCUGCUGGCGUUCAGUCCCUGGCCAUGAUCCUCAUGGAGUUCCAGCCCGGGGCCGACGGACCUCAGCUUCUGGCAGCAGAUGCCUUGUACCAGCUCGGCCGAGUGGAGGAGGCCUACCGGCGACUGCUUUCCAUCGGCUCCUCGGGGCCUCGGGCGCCCAUCCUGGCUCGUCUCGCCCUGCUGCAGCUGCACAGGGGCUUCCUGUAUGACACCAAUCAGCUGCUGAAGAAGCUCAUCCAGUGUGGUGACACCAGCUGCUUGCGCCCCCUGUUGGCGGUGGCAGAGCAAAAGGACCUAGCACUGCUGCAGGGACACUGCCACGCCGCUGCAUUACGGGUCCUGGAAGGCUCCAGAGAGGAGGCUGCCGUUCGGGAGGCUGUAGCUUAUCUUUCUAUCGCAAUAAUGGCCUCUGGUGGUGAGGCAGCAGAGUCCCUGCUGGAGAGAGCAAGGUGUUAUGUCCUUCUGGCCCAAAGGAAGACAGCCAUCUUUGACUUCAAUGCUAUUCUGAAGGAGCAGCCAAAUCACGUUCAUGCUCUCUGUGGAAGGGGCUUCACCUAUCUCAUGCUGACUCAACAAAAGGAAUGCACUGAUGAUAUUGUGGCAGCUCUUCAGAUAAACCCCGACAUAGUCAUUGAGGACAUCCUGUCCCUUAAAUAUGAGGCCCGCAAGACGGUGUGUGAUUGGCUGCAUCAGUUCUGUCGGACCAAUCUGUCAGACAUCCUGUCCACUAGUGCUGUCCCCUGCCACGAAGAGCUGCUCCGAGAGGCUUUUACAGUCAGCGGAGCUCUAAUGAGGACGGACUGCAGAGAGCCUCGAUGGCAUCUUCUCUAUGUGGAUACCCUCUUAGCCAAAGGGGACGUUAAGGCAGCAGGCGCUCAUCUGUGCCAGGUGUUUGGUCAAGAGCCAAGAGACGCAGUGGCCCAGGCCAGGGUGGGUGUGGUGGAGGCUCGGCAGCAGAACUACCACAGUGCGGCUCAGAGGCUCAGCAAACUCACGGAAAAGGAUCCAUCCACUGUAGAUUUCCUAUUGGCCCUGGUCCCAGUCAGGCAGCGAAGCCCCGUCGCACAGGCUGCUGCACAUGAGGCCAGCAGUGCAUCAUCAGGAGGCCACUGGGAUCAGGCCCUGCCCCUGUUGAACGUGGCAGUACAGGCAGUGGGCGGUCACAGACUCCAGUACCUUCGCCAGAGGGCCGUCUGUCUCGCUCAGCUGGGCUUACACGAGCGGGCCGUAGCCGAUCUGGACCAGGUUAUCAACAGACUCAGCGAAUGCGACUCCAGCCGCUCACAUGACCCUCGCCUUCGGGUGGAGGAUCUGUGUCAACGAGGCCACAGCCUGAUGCACUGUUCCAGAGAAGGAGCCGCUCUGGAGGACUUCACCCAAGCCCUGGAGCUCGACAGGGACCGGGCUCUUCAGUGUGUCGAGGCCGGACCGGGGAGGCUGCGUCUGGCUGAGUGCUUUCGGCGAGGAGCGCUGCAGCACUAUGGGGAGCAGCGGCUCAGUAAAGCCUGGACGUUGACUGAACACGGUCUUGUUGUGGACAGCGAUAACGCAGAGCUCCGCAGGCUGAGGGCAAAGGUCAAACGGGAAGUGGCCGGCCCCUGCAAUGUCAACUAGUAUUGAUAAUCAGAGAAUCAAAGGGGAUUCAGUUUAAAGGUGUCUGUUUCAGUGCCUGUGCCUUUAAAGGCCUUGUUGUAGAACCGUCUAUGAUGAAAAAGGCUUCCAUAGGUUCAUUUAUUCAUUAGAAUUGACACAGAAGUAUUUAUUAUGGUAACGAUUACAGCUAAGCAGUUUAUUGAAUGAGACCGUCAAGUCAAAAAUUUUAUGAUUGAAUCUUUUAUUAGCCUUUAUUUUAUGAAACACAUUUGCCAUUGUAGCUUAUACAUUUUAUGAUUGCAAUAUAAUGUCAAGAUUUAUUGUCAAGUGAAAGAAAAAAUCAAACAAUGACCAUAAUAUUUAUAUGAUUUAAAGGAAUCAGGCAACAUGAAAUUGGGCAGCAUCAUUUAAUUGAAACCACACAUAUAUAAGAUAUUUGAGAAAGUGCCUGAUGUGCAGGAUUUAUGUUUUUAAAAAGGAGGCACAACUUCCUUCAUUCAUACCAAAAAUAGCAAACUUUAGUAUAGAUAAAUUAAUCAUUUAGUCCGGGUUACUGACAAUAAACUAUAUUUAAACACAAGUACAAAGUCAGUACACUGGACUUAAGGCAGUGUCAAAUAUCCAUUGUACUGUACGCGUCUGUUUAAGGCUCACUCAUGCUGGGAAGCGACUUUGCUAUUACGCUGUCACAGUAAUGUACUGAGGCUCCAUGUUGCCGAAGUAGGAUUUCUCCCACUCGCUCAUGAGGUCAAAGUGCAGUGGGCGGUCACAGAAGGUGCAGGACGCCGUGGCGGGGCUGUUGAGCAGCAGCCCUGCCUCCUGCCACACCUCCACCAGUUUCUCUGUGAAGGAAUCACAUUUUCAUGUCAUUUACAUAAUUAUUAAUAAAAACAAUACUUUAUUUC
Messenger RNA from Betta splendens (Siamese fighting fish), 4679 nucleotides. RefSeq names its product tetratricopeptide repeat domain 34 (gene ttc34). The record is from RefSeq and is a predicted model, not a curated record. The coding region runs from base 460 to 3795 and encodes 1111 amino acids. The transcript is spliced from 9 exons. Lineage: Eukaryota; Metazoa; Chordata; Actinopteri; Anabantiformes; Osphronemidae. Gene Ontology annotation, molecular function: protein binding.